Messenger RNA from Clonostachys rhizophaga, 982 nucleotides. The record is from the annotation of a GenBank genome assembly. NCBI's taxonomy places the organism in Eukaryota, Fungi, Ascomycota, Sordariomycetes, Hypocreales, Bionectriaceae.
AUGUUCCUUCUGAUUGCCAUCGGCGGCAUCGCGACAUGGUCAUGCUAUGUCGUCGGUAACUUCAAAUUACGGCACCCCCAAGUCUACGGAAUCGAUGAUGCAGGGUUUUUGAUGUUUGGCAAGAUUGGUCGCGAGUUCUUCGCUGUUGGCUUUUGCCUCUGUAUGUGUACUCCCCCUGGUUGAAGGGUUAGGCAGAACCUGCACUGACCAAAACCAGCUUAUAUCCUCGUUGCCGGCUCCGGUAGGCUUGGAAUCUCAUCUCAAGUAUGUCGCAUCUCUACUCUGGUUUCAAUCGACCUGACCGUUCCACAGUUUUCACCGUUACGAUUGCCGUUGGUGUUCAAGAUCGGCUGGCCGCGGCACCGCAAGACGGCCCCUGGAAAUCGGACUUCGCCAUCGCUAAACGCCCGACUUUCAUAAAGGCUGUAUCAGCCCUCUCGACCUACAUCUCCGCAUAUGCAGCAGCGCCUCUUUUCUUUCCUGUCAUCUCAGAGAUGAAGGAUCCCCGCGACUAUACGAAGGCCCUCCUCGUGUGCCAGAGAGGAGUCACCAUCACCUAUGGUGUCAUCGGAUGCCUUGUCUAUUACUUCUGUGGCUCGUAUGUGGCAUCUCCUGCUCUGGGAUCUGCCGGUGGCCUUCUCAAAAAGAUUUGCUACGGGAUUGCCCUGCCUGGGUUGAUCGCCAGCACCAUCCUACUCCUCCACGUAUGUAGACCGUAGCCUACUUCUCCUUCCAAAUACAAACUCCUAACAGUGUUAAAUAGCUACCCGCCAAGUACAUCUUCGUCCGUCCACUCCGAGGCACCAAGCAUCUUACAUCGAAUUCAAAGACACACUAGAUCGUGUGGCUCAGCUGCACUUCCGGUUCGGCUGUGAUUGCAUACAUUGUUGCAAGCGCAGUUCCCAUUUUCGGAAACCUCGUGUCGCUUAUCGGAGCCGUAUUCAACACAACUCUGGCUUUCCAGGCCAUGGCCUGCAUGUGA